This is a messenger RNA of Salmo salar (Atlantic salmon), 4680 nucleotides long. RefSeq names its product scavenger receptor class F member 2-like. Lineage: Eukaryota; Metazoa; Chordata; Actinopteri; Salmoniformes; Salmonidae. Gene Ontology annotation, biological process: heterophilic cell-cell adhesion. Gene Ontology annotation, molecular function: scavenger receptor activity. Gene Ontology annotation, cellular component: focal adhesion. The record is from RefSeq and is a predicted model, not a curated record.
UUUCCCAUUACUUCUUCAUACCGAAUUUGCAAAUUGUCAUUGAAGCACAGACUUUGGGCUAACAGCCUACCGGUAGGCUACUUCAUUUACUAGAGCAUACCGCCACCCUCUGGAUGGGUAACUUUUUGGACAACAUAGAAAAAACGUUUCAGUGCUUUUUGGAAGAAAGUCAGACAUAUUUCCACGGGAAAGCCAUUGGAGGGAUGGUGUUCGUCACGACAUGGAAACAACGAGAAAUGUCUUUGUAAUUGUGCUUCUAAAUUUCAUAUUUUGGGGAAUUUACAGCCAAGAACUAAAUCCCAGAGGUAGAAAUGUAUGCGAAGCUGGGCUCCAAUGCUGUAGUGGCUUCGCACAGCAAGGAGAUGAGUGCUUAAUACCAAUUUGUGAGAGUAACUUCACCUGCAAAGAGAAUGAAGUUUGUGUGCGACCCAACGAAUGCCGCUGUCGUUCUGGUUAUUUUGGAGCCACUUGUGACACGAAAUGUCCGUCCCAGUUCUGGGGACCUGACUGUAGGGGUAAGUGUGACUGCCAUCCCAACGGGAGUUGCGAGGAUGUCACUGGGGCCUGCACCUGUAACCCUAAUCGCUGGGGGCCAAACUGUGAGAGAGCCUGCGAUUGCCAGAAGGGCCAAUGCAACCAGGAGACAGGCGCUUGUACGUGCUACGCAGGCUUCUGGGGCUCCCAGUGCUCCAACAACUGUCACUGCAGCAUCAACUCUGUGUGUGAUGUGGGAACGGGCCAGUGCCACUGCAACCCCGGCUGGUAUGAGAGGAACUGUGCUGCUCAGUGUGCCUGCAACGGUUCUCCGUGUGACCAGCUCACCGGGCGCUGCAAGUGUCGACAGCGUUUGUGGGGUACUCAUUGCGAGCGCAUGUGCCAGUGUAUCCAUGGACGCUGUAACCAGGCGGAUGGAUCGUGCACCUGCAGGCCAGGAUUUAGAGGGAAGUUUUGCAGGGAGCCGUGUCCAGCUGGGUUCUACGGACAGAAUUGCAGAAACAGGUGUGGUCACUGUAAAGGCCAACAGCCCUGCAAGGUGGCAGAGGGACGUUGCGUUGCAUGUGAACGUGGUUGGAAUGGCACCAGGUGUGACCAGAUGUGUGCUCCUGGGUUCUUUGGUGAAAACUGCGAGGACGUGUGCUCACCCUGCAAAGAUGGACACUUCUGCAACCGCAUCGACGGCUAUUGUCCCCACUGCAACCCUGGUUGGAUGGGUGAUCGAUGUGAGCUCAAGUGCCUGAAUGGAACCUAUGGAGAGAACUGUGUCAGUAACUGCAACAGCUGCUUCAAUGGGAUGUGUCACUUCGCUACAGGAGAGUGUCUCUGUGACCCUGGCUUCUCUGGUGCCUACUGUAAUGUGAGCUGUUCAGAGGGUCAGUAUGGGGUUAACUGUGCCCAGAUCUGUUCCUGCCAUGACAACAACUGCAACACAGUGACUGGAGCAUGUAACCUACAGCCUAACCAGAGGAUGGGUGUGAUGGCAGCAGGGGUGCUGGUCACCUGUCUCCUCCUCCUGCUCCUCUCCUUGUUGUGUUGCUGCUGUAUCUGUAGACAGAACAAACAGAACGACCCUGAGAAAAAAUCCAAAAGAAGACUCUGUGGAGGGUUUACACGAAUCAGCUCUAAGCUUCCUUGCAUCCCACUGAGACGGCAGAAGCUACCCAAAGUUGAUGUGUCCCACCAUGACCCUGAGAAUACUUUCAACUGUAGUUUCAUCGAGCCCCCCUCCGCUGUAGAGCAACCCACCACCUGCGGGUCGUCCCGAGCCUCCUCUUCCGUAGAGACCACAGGGGAUGGACAUGUCUAUGCUGUCCCUGACGAACCUGGAGAACAGAACAAAAAUAAAGGGAACAGAAUCAACACAACAGAGACUAGAGUACUGGCUGAUUAUGAUGAUAUCUCUGAGGUAGACACAUUGCCGGAGAACAUGGACAUGACUAUGCAGGUCUCAGUUAACACCAGUGAGCUGCCACUCCACAGGUCCUCAGAGAAUGAGGGCUCCUGCAGUGGCACAGAGUCAGCCAGCAGCAUCCGCCUCCGGGCCCAUGCUCCGCAGCCACCCCAGCAGUCCAGCAAGGAGAACAGUGUAGGGUCAAACACCGUCAAAGAUAAUGGAAAGCCUAUAGCUGCUGAGAGGGUUAAACCUCGACCACCAGACCCCUCCACAAAGCCAAAGCUAUCCUGGGUCCAUGCAUCUCCUGGGCCGAAACAGAAUAAUAUAAGUCAGGAAAAGACUGUGGCUGAGGAGAAAAUGAGUUCCAGGAAGAAAGCCAGCAAGCAGCAAGCUCCCGAUGCCGCAGAGUCUGCAUGUACAGAUGGGGCUGGCUUCCAAGGGGAGAAGAAGCCAACUAAAAACAGAUCAGGUAUGUUGCAGAUAGAGCACAUCAACGGGGCAGUGCAGAGUGUCCUCAGGAAAAUGGGCAACUUCCAUGCUGACCGGAAGCCUGAAAUCCCCAGAGAGUCCGCAGAGAACAGCCCCAGUUUAUCCCUAAACAGGGAAGUUAACCAACUGAACAUACACUCGGAGGCAGCCUCUCUCUUAGCUGCUCAGCUGAAGGAGAAGACUCAGAGCCUGAACAGGAGUGAGACCGGCUGCUGUGAGGAGAGCCUGUCUCACCUCCAGGCCCAUAGAAAGAAGCCCACCUCGCCCCAAAAGACCACGGGCACCCAGCCUGGAGCAAAGGCUCUGCUUCCCACAUCCGCUAGUUCACAGAAGCCUCUGCCAGAUACGCCAUCUAAAGAAGCCAAAAUCCCAGAGAAACAGGACUCUACCCACUCUGAAAGCAGUUCAGAGAAGGGAGACUCCACAGUAAAGAAGGCCCCAAUGACAAAGCCUCCUCGAAAAAAAAACAAGGAAGGAAAUAUAGACGCAAAAACAAAGACUAUUACUCCAAGGUUGCAGUGACGCCACCUCAGGCUGCAAGUAAGUGUGGUCAGUGUUGAUGAUUUUAAAUUCUGAGAAAACAACACACAUGUUGAGAUGUCUGAAAUAUAUUUUGGGACACAUUUGUUUCAUUUUGUUUAGCACCAAAUCGAAUGUCGAUGGAAUAUUUUCCCUUCUGUGGGUGUUUUUCAUCUUGAGAAAUGUUAUGAUAUAGUGCAGUAUUCUUUAUAUUUUAACUUUUUAUUUUCCUUCACCAUAGCUAUUCUCAAAUCAAUGUAUUGUAUAACAGUGAGUGCUACGAGGUCUGAAUACUUAUUUACCUUGAUCAAUCGUCAUUAUUGUACCCAACAUUUUCUAAUUUGUUCAUAUUGAAUAAGCCAAACACCCCAAAAACCUGGAUUUUGUAUCUCCUAAAUGUUUUAAGUUGGAAAGCCGAUCCCACUGCCCAGAACUGUGAAGCCACAUCAGGGCCUCAGACAAACAAGAGGUGUGUUGUGUUGAUGGUAGAACAGUUUGGGGUCUGUGUUGAGGACCCUGGGGCUGUCUGACACAUGUGCUGCAGUUGUGUGUGCAGUUUCUGGGGGGAAUGGUAGACUUUGAUGCAGCUGUAAAGGCUACAGAAGAUCAUAUGGUGUUUAAUUGAUUACAGACUGUUGGUGCCGGUCAUCCUGAAUCCAUGCUGUGACCUGCUUAGACAGGAACAUCUCUCAUUUGCUCUCAGGACUCUCAGACAAAGCAAAGACCCAUUUAAGAGCAACAAGGUCCUGAAAAUAAGUUAUUUAACAUAAGUCACACAGUAAGAUUGGCAGAUGACCAGCUGCCUUAUUGUGAAAGGUAGAUCAUAUUGAACACAUUGAUGCUUUCAAGACAUGAAGACAUGGCUGCAUGCAUAGGCGCUAUUGCAUCAUUAUUUAAUUCUAGAAGUUUUACUGUGGAAAAGGUAUGGGGCCUAGUGGUGGGAUGAGGACUAGAAUUAUGUUUUGACUGCCUGUUUAAACAUCUCCCUGGAGCUUGGUCUAUAACGUAAUGCCAAGCAUUGAGAAGCAACUGCCAACUCAACCAUGUCCCAGAAUACUAUUGGGAGACAGUGGCUACCAUAGAGACACCAUAUGAAAGCAUUAACAUCUGGUAGCCAUUACAUCGCUGGAGUUAAGCAAAGCAGAAAACCUAGAGUGAAAAAACACCUAAAUGUCAGAAUGGCCUAAUUGGAAAACUAGACCACAGUAACAAACAUAAGUUGUUACCUAAAUAUGGUUGAAAUUGUUGUCUUAAUGUAUUUUGAAUGCCAAGACGGUAUAGGAUCAUUCAUUGAUAAUUGUAUUUUUCUGAAAUUUAGCAUAAAUGAAUAUUCUUUGGAUAUGGGCCAUGGCUCCAAAAGGACUGUAUAUCACACCGCAAGCAAUUGGCAGGACUUUUCUAUGGGCAUGAUUACCUGUUUAUAAGUGUCUAGUCUAUACUCACUGUGAUAUGAAUGGGACAUUGUGGACCUUCUGUGUAAGCUACAACAUGUUCUUUUCAUUUACUGUUUGCUGAAACAGGAAUGGAAAAUGCAGACAUCAUGAAAUUUCAUGAUUGGAAACAAACACAGCCAUACAACGACCCAGAAUGAACAGACAGGAUCAGAGUUUUAUGAUGUAACUAGGGUUUCAAAAAUUUGGUAACUUUCCCCAAAUUCCCAGGUUUUCAAAAAAUCCUGAUUGUAGGAUCCUGGAAAUCAUGCUUAUUCCCUCUUGAUUCCAUUCUUUUUAAACAGUUCCUCUGGCUGCUACUAAUCUUGAUAAAAAGUAAUUCCAUCAAAA